AAAAAAGAAGGGUCCUUCCGCAGAAUAAGAACCCAAUUAGGGUUUACCGUAGUCAGCCAACGGAGUCACCACAGCAGCAGAGUCACCCAAUGGCCGAGGAUUCUGUGCCGCCGGUUGACCAAAUGGCGUUGGCAACCCUAAACGACGACGUUUCCACUCCCUUCGUCAAGGCCCAGUUCUCCGACCGUGUCCUGAUCCGCACCAUUCUCUCCCGACCCGACGGCGGCGCUAGCCUCGCCGGUCAGACCGUAAAGGUCGGGGGUUGGGUCAAGACCGGUCGGGAGCAAGGCAAGGGUUCGUUUGCUUUCCUUGAACUCAAUGACGGGUCCUGUCCGGCGAACCUUCAGGUCAUCGUCGACGCCGCCGUGGCGCCUCUGGGCCAGCUCGUGCAGACCGGCACGUGCGUGCACGUAGAGGGCUUGCUCAAGGUUCCUCCUGAGGGGACGAAGCAGAGGGUGGAACUCAGGGUUGAGAAGGUCCAUCACGUUGGUCCUGUGGAUCCAGCCAAGUAUCCGUUGCCUAAGACCAGGCUUACCCUCGAGUUUCUAAGAGAUUUUGUUCACUUUCGACCAAGAACCAACACGAUUUCUGCAGUUGCUAGAAUCCGUAAUGCAUUGGCUUAUGCUACCCACACAUUCUUCCAAAAUCAUGGAUUUCUCUAUAUACACACUCCAAUUAUCACCACCAGUGAUUGUGAGGGUGCUGGUGAAAUGUUUCAAGUUACAACCUUGAUUAGUGAUGCGGAAAAGGUGGAAAAGGAACUUAUUAAGAAUCCUCCUCCAUCAGAAGCUGACAUCGAAGCUGCCAAGGCACUUGUUAAGGAGAAAGGAGGGGCUGUUGCCCAACUCAAAUCUGCUAAAGCAAGUAAGGGGGAAAUCACCGCAUCUGUGGCUGAACUUAACAAGGCUAAGGAGAAUCUCUCAAGGCUGGAAGAGCGAUCUAAGCUUAAGCCUGGUAUCCCUCAAAAAGAUGGGAAGAUUGAUUAUUCCCAGGAUUUCUUUGCCCGUCAAGCAUUUUUGACCGUUUCUGGCCAACUGCAAGUUGAGACUUAUGCAUGUGCCGUUAGCAGUGUCUAUACAUUUGGGCCAACUUUUCGAGCUGAACACUCUCACACCUCAAGGCAUUUGGCAGAAUUCUGGAUGGUGGAGCCUGAAAUAGCAUUUGCAGAUCUUAAGGAUGAUAUGAAUUGUGCGGAGGCCUAUGUGAAAUUUCUUUGCCAGUGGUUACUUGACAAUUGCAUUGAUGAUAUGGAAUUCAUGGCUAAAAAUUUUGAUAAAGGCUGCAUUGAUCGUCUAAGAAUGGUUGCGUCAACGCCCUUUGAGCGAAUUUCAUACACAGAGGCAAUCAAACUUCUGGAGGAAGCUGUCAAGAAAGAUAAGAAAUUUGAGAAUAAAGUGGAAUGGGGGAUUGAUUUAGCAUCUGAGCAUGAAAGAUUCUUGACAGAGGUAUUAUUUAAGAAGCCUGUUAUUGUUCAUGAUUACCCAAAAGGAAUUAAAGCAUUCUACAUGAGGCUUAACGAUGACAUGAAGACUGUAGCUGCUAUGGAUGUUCUUGUACCAAAGGUGGGAGAAUUAAUUGGGGGGAGCCAAAGGGAAGAGAGAUACGAGGUUAUUGAGAAAAGGAUUUUGGAUAUGGGACUUCCCCUUGAGCCAUAUGAGUGGUACCUUGACUUGAGGCGCUAUGGAACUGUAAAACAUUGUGGGUUUGGUUUAGGCUUCGAAAGAAUGAUCCUUUUUGCCACUGGCAUCGACAACAUACGAGACGUUAUUCCCUUCCCCAGAUACCCAGGAAGAGCAGAUCUUUAAGAUAUUGUUUAAUGAAUAUCAUACCGGUGAUUUGCUUUUGUUUCACGAUAAAGCCGAUACCCUCAUUGCUAAGUUAUUAUUAUGGUGAAAUUUUUUAUUACAAACAAAUUGGAACAUGCAAAAUUAUAAUAUUGGAAGGUUUGAGUAUUUGUUUGGCUGCACCAUCUGCAGUUUGUCUUGAA
This is a messenger RNA of Vitis riparia (riverbank grape), 1987 nucleotides long. RefSeq names its product asparagine--tRNA ligase, cytoplasmic 1. Gene Ontology annotation, biological process: asparaginyl-tRNA aminoacylation. Gene Ontology annotation, cellular component: mitochondrion. The record is from RefSeq and is a predicted model, not a curated record. Gene Ontology annotation, molecular function: nucleic acid binding; ATP binding; asparagine-tRNA ligase activity. The coding region runs from base 90 to 1805 and encodes 571 amino acids. Lineage: Eukaryota; Viridiplantae; Streptophyta; Magnoliopsida; Vitales; Vitaceae. The transcript has 6 exons.